Neopsephotus bourkii (Bourke's parrot) is the source of this 1424-nucleotide messenger RNA. RefSeq names its product basal body orientation factor 1 (gene BBOF1). The record is from RefSeq and is a predicted model, not a curated record. Lineage: Eukaryota; Metazoa; Chordata; Aves; Psittaciformes; Psittacidae.
AUGGCCUGCUUCACGAAGCCGGGCCAGGAGAAGGCGGAGGAGAUUGAAAAACAGAAGCAGGAGCUGACUGAUUUAAAACACCAAGUGCAAAAUGACAAGAAGGUGGUGAAUGAACUUUUUUCUUUGUCCUUCUCAAAUAAGAAACACAGAACUGAUCUUGAUGUCUGCAGAAAAAACAACUGGAAAUGUCAGAAAAAAAUAAGAGAAAUUGGGCAAAUUAAAUUAGAACUGAAAUUAAUAAGGGAGUUCUAUAGGGGACAAGCGGCUAAUGAGAAAGAGCUGGAAGAUAUAAGUUUGUCAAGAGUGAAGAAAAGCACUAGGUUGAUAAAAUGCAGGUUCUGUAGCCAGAACUCACUUAUGCAGCAGACCAGCACUGAGAGAGAAGUAUUUAUGGAUGUUUGUCUUCACAGUGGAUUUGCUUACCAGCUGAAAGGACCAGUGGAAUUGGAGAAAAUCAAACAGAAGUUAGAAGAGGACAAAGGUCUUCUGUUACAGGAGAAGGAAACCACUGAGGGUUUGAUUCAGAAAAUGAUCCUACAGAUCAGUUGCCAGAAAGCACAGAUUGGAGAUCUGCAGCGUAAAGUAGAAAAGCUGGAGAUGGACUUGCAUCACGUGACCACAGAAUCUGAGGGAGAGACUCAGGAAAUACAGCAUCAGGCACUGAUACAAAACCAGGCACGCAUGGUCGAGAUCAAGAAGCUGCAGCAACUACUAGAAAUGAAGGAUCGGGAGAUGAACUGAGUGAAGGAACUAGCCCAGAAUAUCUUAAAUGAGAGGACCACGGUGAAAAGGUUCUUCCUAAAUGCUCUGGAACAUUUGAAACAGGAGAUCAUAUCCAGUAUAAGAAAUAUAUAUAUCCAGCAGUAUAAGAAAAAGGACCAAAGUGCCUAUUACAGAAAAAUGGUGGAGACAUGUGCAGGGAAGGAAGAAUUUUCCAAAAUCAAAACAUUCGAAAGCAACAUAAAUAGCACAAAUUGUGUGUACAGAGACCUAGAAGAAGAAAAUAAACGGUACUGGGAAAAAAUGCAGUUUGAAAAAGUGGGUAUCAGUGAUUUGACAUGGAGGCAAAAAGAACAUGUUCUGCGAUUGCUUUUUGCCAAAAUGAAUGGCACAAAUCCAUGGCAGUACACCAGAGUUCUGGCUACUUCAGUUUCAGCUACUGCUGAUACUAAAGAAGAAAGCAAAACUGGCAGGCUGAAUUACCAGAUUCUUCAUCGUCAUCAUCCUGUGCAAUAAUCCUGCAUAUUCAGUUGUUGACACCACAACCAGCAGCCACAGCAAUUAGUGACUCAUCUGCACUUUUCAUUUGGGAAGUUAUCUUGUGAGCAAAGCUGUAAAUUCUAAAUCCUCUGUCUGCUGCACCACUGUUUUGACUAAGUGUUUGAAAUCCACCUGAAACACAGUUUUUUUCCUCUUUUCUAAAG